AUGAAGAUUACCGUCGGCCCUUUUGCCGCCAAGAGGCCGUGGACGUUCCCAGCACUUGCAGCAUCUAGCAAGCGACACUACGGCAAGCCAACACAGCCAAGACAAGGCCUCGGAGCUGGCUCACCACACGCGGCGAUACCUGAUACCAGAAGCCUUGAGCCGAAGAGUAGUACAGCACGUAAAUCAUUGGCCGGCUUUCCUCUUUCAAUCUUGUCUACGGGGACUCUCCUUAGAUCAUUACUCAUCACCACCAUCUCAUCGAACAGAUUCCUCCUCAUCCCUUCGCUCUAUACCCUAUCUUUUCUUGCUAAGCCAGGUCGAAGUUUCCUGUUUGAUGUCGACCGCAACCCCAUACUUCACAGUAUCCUUCGAAAGACUUUUUACGACCAAUUCUGUGCUGGAGAGACGGCAGAGCAGACGAAGGCAUGCGUUCAGCGGCUAAAGGGACUCGGAUUCAAGGGUGUAAUUCUCACUUACGCCAAAGAGACCGUCUUUGACCACUUGACUCAGUCAUCUCAUGAGACAGGAAAGGUGUCAAGCACUUCCAGUAUCGACGGUCUUGACCCUGAGAUUGAGUCUUGGAGGUGUGGCACCUUGGAGACCGCGGCUCAGGUUGGCGAGGGUGAUUACCUUGCCAUUAAGCUGACCGGGGCGGGCCGCGAUGUGACAUCAGCAUUCGCAGCUGACGAGUUCCCUCCACAACAGAUGCAAGAUGCUCUAGAGGAGAUCGCCACAACAUGCAAACAGCGCGGCAUCAAGAUCAUCGUUGAUGCAGAGUCGCAGCACUUCCAGAAAGCCAUUGAUCGCGUCACUCUUGAACUCAUGCGCAAAUUCAACCGGGACGGUUACGCCGCUAUUUACAACACCUACCAGGCCUACCUCAAGAGUACGCCGGACAACAUCAUUAACCAUCUGUCGGAAGCCAGCAAAGACGGUUUCACCCUAGGUCUCAAACUCGUACGAGGAGCUUAUAUCCUGUCUGACAACAGAUCCCGCAUUCACGAUACGAAGCAAGACACGGACGACGCCUACAACUACAUUUCCCAGGGCGCCGUCAGGAGACAGAUCGGCGAGUUCGGCGGUGAUUCUCCGGGGUCUGUACCAUUCCCCUCCGUAGACCUGCUUCUGGCUAGCCACAACAAAGAGAGUCUCUUUGCUGCGCUGAAGUUGCACCAGGAGCGUGUCAAGAACGGCAAGCCGACAGUACCAAUUGCGUUUGGCCAGCUUCACGGCAUGUCCGACCAAGUAAGCUUCUCGCUUCUGCAGGAGAAGAAUGAGGGGCUUGGUGGUCCGGACGUGUUCAAGUGUUCUACAUGGGGUAGCAUGGGAGAGUGUCUGGCGUACUUGCUUCGCAGAGCAGUGGAAAAUAGGGAUGCGGUCUUGCGGACGACUGAUGAGCAUGCUGCUGUGAAGCGCGAAGUUUGGAGGCGGUUGAAGUCCCCAUUUUCGUUCGCGAAAUAA
Messenger RNA from Colletotrichum truncatum, 1461 nucleotides. RefSeq names its product proline oxidase. Gene Ontology annotation, cellular component: mitochondrion. NCBI's taxonomy places the organism in Eukaryota, Fungi, Ascomycota, Sordariomycetes, Glomerellales, Glomerellaceae. Gene Ontology annotation, molecular function: proline dehydrogenase activity; FAD binding. The record is from RefSeq and is a predicted model, not a curated record.